CUUUUCUUGGGAUAUAGAUUUUGUAAUAGUGAAUGGAGAAAAUGUAAUCGCAAAAAUAUUGUUCAUAUUUGGCCAAAAUCAUCACCACAAAGAAAUGGUCCUUACCAUCUUGCAGAAAUAGAAAAUGAACUUACUAACUUGUCUGGCCUAUCUGUUGAUAAUGUUGAAGAAUUUGCUAAUAAUGAUGAACUUCAAGAAACUGAUAAUGAGGAAUUUGAAGAAAAGAUAAAAGAAGACUGGAUGAUAUUAGCUGAAAUAGGUUCAAAUACAACUAUUGAUUGUUCUUCAAACUUGAGUUUAAGUAAUACUGAUCAAAAUUAUGACUGGAUUGGAGAUGUUAAACAACACUAUCCAAAUUUUAAUUUAAAUAAUGCUGAUACUUUUGUACAACAAAUAUUAGACAGAGAAGCUAUUAAUAAUAUAAAUUUGAUUCCUAUAGAUUAUCAAACCUUAAACAAGAUACAAAAGAGUAUAUUUAAAAGAAUUGUAUCACAUUAUAACGAAUCUACAAGUAGCCAGAUUGAGCUACUCAGAAUCAUUAUUAUGAGAACUGUAGAAAUAGAUAAGUUAUAUCUAAUUAAUGCAAUUUGGCAAAAACUUCAAGAGAUGAUAAAGGAUACUG
Messenger RNA from Racocetra persica, 622 nucleotides. NCBI's taxonomy places the organism in Eukaryota, Fungi, Glomeromycota, Glomeromycetes, Diversisporales, Gigasporaceae. The record is from the annotation of a GenBank genome assembly.